GCGGCAGAGGAGUAUAAAAGCCCCCGGGGAUAUACGUAUAACGCGGCUUCACACUGUCUUCUCUUUCUUGAUCGUGCAAACCUCCACUCAUACCGUCACAAGAUGGCACCAAAGAAGGCCAAGAGGAGGGCAGGAGGAGGAGAAGGUUCCUCCAACGUCUUCUCCAUGUUUGAGCAGAGCCAGAUUCAGGAGUACAAAGAGGCUUUCACAAUCAUUGACCAGAACAGAGACGGUAUCAUCAGCAAAGACGACCUGAGGGACGUGCUGGCCUCAAUGGGCCAGCUGAACGUGAAGAAUGAGGAGCUGGAGGCCAUGAUCAAGGAGGCCAGCGGCCCCAUCAACUUCACUGUCUUCCUCACCAUGUUUGGAGAGAAGCUGAAGGGUGCCGACCCAGAGGACGUCAUUCUCAGUGCCUUCAAGGUGCUGGACCCUGCGGGUACCGGAACCAUCAAGAAGCAAUUCCUUGAGGAGCUCCUGACUACUCAGUGCGACAGGUUCUCCAAAGAGGAGAUUAAGAACAUGUGGGCCGCCUUCCCCCCAGAUGUUGCUGGCAACGUAGACUACAAGAACAUCUGCUACGUCAUCACACACGGAGAGGAGAAGGAGGAGUAAAGAGACAGCGAGAAGACAAGACAGAAAAGCAUGUCUUUGCUAUUGUACCUCCCCAGUCCUUUCUGUCCUCCCUGUCCACCCGCUGUGUAAAACCAUGUGCUCUGCCCUUCAUGUCCAAACCAAAGACUCGUCACAAUGACAUGACAGGGCUGAUGCUCGUGGGCCGUCAAUGUUUGCUUAUGGGGAAUCAGGAUUGUUUUCAAUAAAAUUCCUUUUACAAGCUCUUCUUAUCACCUUCUCUUUGUUUGCUGCCACCUUUGACCUUCUCACCUCUGGCGGUGUUGGUGCAACCCAGCUGACCCCAGUAUCUGAGGGGUCAGACGGGCUCACAAAAACCACACAGGAGGACCUCAUUCCACAUUUUGAAGAUGUUCUCUUGUAAAAGAAACAAAGGUGAGAAGACGGUGGAGCAUCUGAAAGUUCGAGAGGAAAAGUUGCCUCCUCAAAGUGUUGGCAGCUUUUU
Molecule: messenger RNA, 1075 nt
Organism: Thalassophryne amazonica
Lineage: Eukaryota; Metazoa; Chordata; Actinopteri; Batrachoidiformes; Batrachoididae
Gene: mylpfa
Product: myosin light chain, phosphorylatable, fast skeletal muscle a
Exons: 7
Coding region: 103-612 (169 amino acids)
Biological process (GO): skeletal muscle tissue development
Cellular component (GO): cytoplasm
Molecular function (GO): calcium ion binding
Source: RefSeq, a predicted model, not a curated record